Messenger RNA from Vitis riparia (riverbank grape), 3254 nucleotides. RefSeq names its product carbon catabolite repressor protein 4 homolog 6. Bases 138 to 2498 code for a protein of 786 amino acids. The record is from RefSeq and is a predicted model, not a curated record. Gene Ontology annotation, molecular function: 3'-5'-RNA exonuclease activity. Lineage: Eukaryota; Viridiplantae; Streptophyta; Magnoliopsida; Vitales; Vitaceae. The transcript has 16 exons.
UGAUCAUAGUCCAGGUGGGUGUGCAGACACGCGCCUAUAAAGGGCGUGACCCACGCGCUCGUUCUGUCUCUCUCUCAACGAGGCCUUCUUCGCUUUCCCUCCGCUUCCUCGCCGCUGCUGCGGCCACCAACGCGACCAUGUCUUCACGCGCCACUUAUCGAAGUAGUCGAAACCGAUGGAGGCGAGGGUUUUCGAACCGGUCAGACGCCGGCGAGAGCGGCGAGUUAGUGACCGGAGACUCACAUUUCCGGUCGGUGAGAGACGCGAACCUAGGGUUGCGGCAAGGAGAGAGGAGGAACUUUAACGAGAGUGGGUUUCAGCCCCAAUCUUACAAUCCAAGACAACCUUUUCCUCGAAAUCAACCGUUCCGGAGGCCUCCACCGUUCAAUCCAAAUCAACCAUUUCGGCAGUCACCUGCGUUCAAUCCAAACCAACCGUUCCAGCAGCCUCCACCGUUCAACCCAAAUCAACGUUUCCGUCAACCUCCGCCAUUCAACCCAAAUCAACCUUUCAAUCAAAAUCACCGCUUCCAGCAACCUCAGCAGUUCCAGCCACGGCCAACUAGGCCCUUGGAUUAUCGGAACUGGGAGUAUUCUGAAGCAGGACCUUCUUCUCACUGUGAGCGGUUUACAGUUCUCUCAUAUAAUAUUCUGGCUGAUUAUCUUGCUGUCAACCAACGAAGCAGACUUUACUUUCACAUACCUCGCCAUAUGUUGGACUGGGAAUGGCGAAAGAGAAAUAUAAUUUUCGAGCUUGGACUGUGGUCUGCUGAUGUUAUGUGCUUUCAGGAGGUAGAUAGAUUUGGUGACUUGGAGGAGGAAUUGAAGCUCCGAGGAUACACUGGCAUUUGGAAGAUGCGAACUGGUGAUCCAGUGGAUGGCUGUGCUAUCUUUUGGCGAGCAUCAAGAUUUAAGUUGUUGCACGAGGAAUGCAUUGAAUUCAAUAAGCUCGGACUCCGAGAUAAUGUUGCUCAGAUUUGUGUCCUGGAGUCAAUUAAUCAGAAUUAUAGUGGGAGUACGUCAGCUCUACCUGCAAGCUCAACAGGUUCUAAUAAGGUUGUUAUCUGCAACAUUCAUGUGCUUUACAAUCCUAGAAGAGGAGAGAUCAAGCUUGGGCAGGUUAGGGCACUCCUCGAUAAGGCUCAUGCUGUUUCUAAGAUUUGGAAUGAUGCUCCUAUUGUUAUUUGUGGGGAUUUCAACUGUACUCCGAAGAGUCCUUUAUACAAUUUUAUAUCUGAACAGAAGUUAGAUUUGUCAGGACUGGAUAGGGAUAAGGUAUCAGGACAAGCUUCUGCUGAAAUUCAUGCACCAAGGCAAUUUAGCCCAAAUCCCAGGAUCCAGUUGACUGAUAAUUCAGCACAAGGUCUAACUAUGAAUGAUGUAAGGGAAGUUGGUGCUAAGGACUCUGAUUCCCUCUUAGAAAUUCAGAAGCAGACUUAUCCAGAUAGCAAUGUGGGAAAUGUAGCUUCUAUGGAUAACUUGUCUCAGGCUCAAUGUAUUAACACAGUGUUGCAUGUUGACAAAUCUUGCACUAAUGGCCAACAUGAGAAUGAUACAAGGGCACCAUCUGAUGAAAUGAUAAAAGAAACUCAGCAGGAGAAGGUAGGUGGCUUUGAGAAUGAAACUGAACCAACUGCCUAUGAUCCAGUUGAUGAUUCAAAGGAAAAUCAAAGUAUUUCCCUUAGUGAAGGUGAGGCUGUUGUUGACCAGGUGAAUGGUGGGAUUUGGGAAAGUACUCCUCCAGCUGCUUCUCUUCAUGAAGAGACUUACUCUUCUGAUAUGAUUGAGAGGAGACAGGGAGAAAGAAUUACUGUCAUCUCUAAUCCUGUCCAUCAGUUUUUUAGUGAACAUUCUCAACCAGGUGUUGAUGAUGAGAAGGAUACCCCCUCAACCCCAUAUGAAAUUAACAUCUCUGAUGCAUCUACCAGCUUUGAUAUUGUGCUGGAUAAACAGCUGGAGAAUUUAACACUUGAUGAGGCAGAUGAAGACACAGAGGAAAAUGGAAAUUUAGGUGAAGAUUGUAGCACAUUUUUAUCUGAAUUGAACAAGACAGAAGAGACAUUUCCAUCAGACUUUGGUCAAUCUGUGAGAAGUGACCAAAUUCUGGAUGAUUUUUCUCCAAGCAUAGAGCCUGAGCCUUUUGAAAUGGAGAUAUCUGCAUAUGAUCCUUCGGUAUGGACUCCGAUGGAAAUAGAAACUGCAACAGGUAAUGCGGACUGCACACAUCUGGAGCACCCUCUAAAGCUGAGAAGCACAUAUACAGAAGUGGAGGAUCGUUCUGGGACAAAAGACUCAAAUGGAGAACCCUUAGUUACCAGUUACAACAGGUGCUUUUUGGGCACAGUUGAUUAUAUUUGGCGAUCUGAAGGUCUCAAAACUAUCAGAGCGCUUGCUCCAAUACCAAAACAGGCUAUGCAAUGGACUCCAGGCUUCCCAACUAAGAAAUGGGGUAGCGAUCAUAUUGCCUUGGCAACAGAAUUGGCUUUCACGAAGGAUUGACCAGUUAUAAGACCUAAGUUCUUUCACAUCCAAGCUCUACAUUCCAAAAAGACUCAGAUCCCCCAUCAGCUAUCUCUGCAUCUAAUCUGCAAGUUUUGGAUUUUGGGGAAGUCCACAAGUUUUUUACACCUUUAGGUUUGUGUUAUUGUAUUCUUUUUCCUGCAUAUACCGUUACCAAACAUUGAAUUAACUUAUGAUCUGAGAUUUUUAUUCUGUACAUUAUCCAAUUCUUUUACAAGAGAUAACUUAAUCCGCUCCCGAUCAUACUAGGUUCUGGGUUCUCGUAUGAGAAAGAAAAGAAUUCAACCUUUUUCUUGAGUUUGUGUAACUGCAGAUUACAACAGAACUACAAUGCCGGUUGUGAGCCCUGACAUGUAUGAAAAUGAGCUUCAUCAACAAUUUAUGCUCCAAUAUCUGCAGCUUUCCUCAAAAGGCUAUGGACACAGUAGGGUGGGCUAAUGUGGCCCAAACCCAGGCCCAUGAUGACUGCGACAAUGCAAUUGGGCUCUCAUCUUUAUCCUACACCAAGUUGCCAACAUCACAAUUUUGACAUGUCUUUUUGGACCCCAGAAUCAAAGGAUCCAAGGCAGGAGUUGGCAGCUAAUAGCAAGCAGAGGAAUUUUGAAGCCCACGUGGACAGACCCACUUGUACAAAAAGGUGGACCCAUUAAACCCAAACCCCCACUCCAAAAUAAUAAUAAAUAAAUAAAUAAAGGGCAGAUGGAGAAACAGCUCAUCUCUCCCUUCACUUUCUCA